AUGACACGUGGUAUUGGCGACGGCGUAUACGGUGACCAGCCCAGGGCCCCUUACUUUCCGGGUCAAGGGUCCUUCCAUGAACAGACGUAUCACUCAGAGUACUACAAGACGUCUGCGGCGAUCUCCGACGUCGAGGGCCAUGAAGUGAUGGUCAUUGGCUGCGCGAUAAGCGGCUACGUCUCGGCAGGCUUUCUAGUGCGAGGCGCCGAAGAGGUGGCCAUGGUUCACCGGCACCCCGGCUGCUCUAUCUUUCGGCACUUGUGA
This is a messenger RNA of Colletotrichum graminicola M1.001, 264 nucleotides long. RefSeq lists its product as uncharacterized. The coding region runs from base 1 to 264 and encodes 87 amino acids. The record is from RefSeq and is a predicted model, not a curated record. The transcript has a single exon. NCBI's taxonomy places the organism in Eukaryota, Fungi, Ascomycota, Sordariomycetes, Glomerellales, Glomerellaceae.